GUUAUUGGCAAAAUUAAAUACAAUUUUAGGUAACCUAUGCUUAUAUUAAUAAUGCCCAUUGGUUAUCUCUUCACUUUAUCUGAUGUAAAUCUUAACAACCCGAGACUAACUUAUUUUAUUUUUUACUUGACGUUAUGAUAUGACGGUAUUAAUUUAAAAGUAAAAGUAUUAAUUAAUAAUUUAAAAACGACUAUCAUCGUUUAAAGGGUCCACCGUAGUCUUUCUUGUAGUAACAGUGCUCUUAGUGAUCAGUUGUCAUUGAGUGGUGCUGAUAAGUGUUACUACUACUAACAGUGACAGUUGAGUUCGUAAAACAACAUUUGGUAAAAUCGGAGGACGGUACCCAAGAUGGCCACCAUCUUGGUUGACACACCCAGUUAAUACUGUCACUAAACCUAUCCCUAAAUCGAUCCCUAUGCCUAACCUGAAUCCUAAAUUGAUCCCUAUGCCUAACCUGAACCCUAAAUCGAUCCCUCUACCUAACCUGAACCCUAAUUCACUGCAACUAUGGUGGCCAUCUUGGGUACCGUCCUCCAAUUUAGCCCAACAUUCAAAUCAAUAGGCCCAGCUGAGACUGCUGGGCCUAUGCCUGAUUUGUGCCUUGUGCCUCUUCUAUGCCUGCGCUUCUAUCAAAAACUGACCUAAUGUCCAAGUGCAUCAAGCAUGUCAUUGUUUGUUGUGAUUCAUUAUUGAUUUUUUAAUAUAUUAUUGUUAUAAUUAAAUUAAUAUAUAAUUCAUCAUAAUAUUUUAUUUUGAUUAGGGCCUAUAUAAGAAACUUUCACUUUCAUUCAUUGAAUCAGUCAGGUGAUUAAAUGCCCUUUAAUCAAAUGUCAUUGCACUUACACAGCCUACAUCAUUUUUUAUUAUUACCUUAUUCAUUCCAUCACAAUGGAAAAAAAAUUGAUAUGUUAUCCAUUAUGCAAAUGAAAAUAGGUAUUAAUCCCAUUUACUAUAUUCCUUUUUUUCAGAAUUAUGGCAGGACUUAGUGUAUUUAGAUGCUUAAGAUCUCACAAACAUUUUACUCAAAUCAUAAAUAAUCCAGAAAGUACAUGUCAUGUUCAUCAUAAAAUAAGUAAACUGCUUUUGACAAAUUUGUACCACAAAAAAAACUUUCAUACAUCAAAAGACAAGCUCCUUCGUGCCUUGAGUCGACUAGAAUCUCGUGGAGUUCUCAAGCUGUCAGGAAAAGAUACAGCUGGCUAUCUCCAAGGUUUGGUCACUAAUGAUGUGCAGCAGCUGGUUGAGAAAUCUCCAGCUGUACAGUAUACCAUGAUGCUCAAUGUUCAGGUGGUUCACUGUUUGUGUUUGUCUUGCUGUCUAUUACAUAGCUUUAAAUUUAAUAUUUAGAAAUUGAAGACACAUGCUGAUGAGCAUUGUUAAAGUGCUAGUUAUAAGUGAAGUUUACAUUUUAAAAGCUUUUUUAUAAACAAUUCAGAAGUAAAGUUUAAAAUGUCUAAAAGCUUUUUUAUAAAAAAGAAAUGACCAAUUUAUUUAAUUAUAAUAUGAUUUAUUUUUAAAAACAUAUUUCACUUCUUCACUCCAGGGCCGCGUUUUAUAUGAUUUGUUUCUGUAUAACAUCACUAAUGAGGGAGGGUCAACAACACUACUAGUAGAUGUGGACAAAUCAGUGAAGGCUGAGCUGGUACAAGUUCUCAAACGAUACAGACUGAGAAAGAAGGUCAAAAUAUAAAAAAUUUAAUUCUUAAACUAUUAAAUGUUUAUUCUGAUUUUGCUUACUGUUAUGGAGCAAUUUAUUAUGAAUAAGUGAUAUAGCACAUUUUUUAUUGAGCACUUCAUUAUCAUUAAGAUAGUUAGCUAUAUCUUAUAAAAAGAUUUUUUUUAAAUGAAUUUGCUGAAAUUCUCAGAGUUUUUAAAUCACCUUAAAGUCUUGCCCCUUGUAAGGAAAUAGAAUUACAUUGUAUUGAGCUUUAAUCAGUGUGUUAACUCAUUCGUUCAUCACCAUGGCAAUAAAGCCAAUAAAGGGCUCUGACCUGCAUCACAACAUCCUUCUGCUCAGACCAUUCUAUGACCUUCCAUUUCUAUUAAGAGACUUUCAGGUGAUGCACGUCCAUCUUUCCAACAUCAACCCAAUUUGCUCUUAGUCUGCAAAGUUUUCUAGCCACUGUUAGAGCUUUUUUUAGUUGUUUAGGUGGGUUGAAUGGAAUAUGUUAAAAACUUUUCACCCACCAAAACUUCAAAGUAGAAUAUAAAAUUGUUUGUCAUUAAAUAAGUAAGGUAUCUAAUUUCAACUUUAUAUAUCUCAUUCAGUGGGCUAGUUAAAUCAUUACAAGUGGUAACUAUUUAUUUUAUAAAAGUUUAAUGUGUACUCAAAUUUCUUUGAUAAUAUCCAUAUGUUUGAUUGUGUAUUCUAGUCUAAUAAAAGGGAUGUUAUCUACAGGUAGAUAUUUCUGAUGUGAGUGACCAGUACAGAAUAUGGUCGCAAUGGAGCGAUGGUAGCUCUGAGCAAAGCAACAUCCAGCAGCCUAACAUAUUUAGUUUCCAUGAUCCAAGAGUGCCAAUGUUAGCUAGAAGGAUAGUUGCAGAACAAGAUAAUUUAGGUGCAUCUUAUCUGAUGAUUAUAACCUUUCUCAGUUUAUCUCAAUUACUUCAAUUGGUUUAGCAUUACAUUUUUUUACAAUUUUGCUUUUUCUCAAUAUAUUUUUGUUCCUGUUAUUGAAUGUGUGUACAGAUUGCUCUGUAAAAAUGAUAAAGAUAACAAUAACCUUCUGACAUAUCUAAAGACUGCUGGCAAAUGAUAAAAGAAAAUAUGGGCAUUUAGCUAAAGAGUGUGUUCCAAACAAGAUUGUAACACUAAAAUUAAAUGUUGCAGGUAUUGAGGAUAGAACUGAACAAGACUACAGGGUACAGAGAUUCAAGCUAGGAAUCCCAGAGGGAAUCACAGACUUACCACCUGGUAAUUGCCUCCCUUUAGAGAGUAACUUGGAUUUGAUGAACGGAGGUAAUCACCCAAUGAAAAUAUUUUCUUAUCUUCUUUUUUUUUUUAUACAUGAUGCUUGAAACUAGAAAUCAAGCUAUUUAGGCUUGUAUUUUCAUAUCUUAAAGUUUAUAACAUAGGAAAUGAGAUAUUUGCAAGCAGAUAAGAUACCAAAGGCUUUAUAAUAUAUAUUUGACCUGACUUUUUAGCUGGAAAUUAUGCAUUGAAAACAGGGUAGAUAACUAAUAACCAGGUUAGAUGUAUCUUUCUUAGGAAUAUUUUCCCACACAAAAUAAUUAAGUAACUUUUUCUGUAUGCAAAGAAUUCCAUAAUAUGAAUAUAUUAACGAGUCUUUCAAAUUAGACUGCAAAAUGAAGUUAAAUUUGUUUUUUACUUAAGUUGGCAAUAGUUUUUGCAACCCAACUCCUAGCUACGAUCAUCAGCCUUAUGGGGGAAAAAUCUUGUACGGUGCCUAUUUUUAAUUUUAUCCUUGUACAGUUACUAGACUUCUCUAAGUUGAAAAAUACAUUUUAAAUAUCUGAUGCUCUCCUCCCUGUCCAAUUAAAGAAAACCUGAUGUAAUUUAUAAAUAUUCAUUCAGUCAAUUUCCAGAAAGGUUGUUAUAUCGGACAAGAGCUAACAGCACGGACUUAUCACACGGGAGUCACACGUAAACGUAUCAUGCCCAUUGAAUUAGACACGUAAGCUCUCGCUGCCUCGCUUUCAUCAGACCUUAAAAGUGUCACUUUGUUUAUUUAAAGAUAUUCAGCUUAAUUAUCCUUUUAUUUUGUCUCAUAAUUUAUUAAAAGCUGUUGAUUUUUCAUAAUUCUUAAUAGUACUUCCUAAUAAUUUAGGUUUUUCUUACACAUUUAUCUUCCUUAUCAAGUUUGUUGUGCAAAAUGUAAUGUAGAUUUGUCAAAUGUAAAAUUGUUACUGAAUAGUAAUGUCAGUGCUGAAAAUGAAGUAUGCUCUCUUUCUCUUUUUCAAGCCCAGCACCAAUUUCUGUUAAUGCCGUGAUAAGCACAAAAGAAAAGGGAAAGAAUGCUGGUAAGUUUCGCAGUGUUGAAGGACUCUACGGGCUUGGAUUGCUGCGUCUUGAACAUAUCAAGGUUGAUCUCACGGUGAAGUCAGCAGUCGGAGAAACUGUUUCUGUCAGACCACACAUACCAGAGUGGUGGCCCAAGAGUAUUUUUUCAGUGUAAUCAGAACUAGACAAAUAGUUAAUAUAUUGACAGUGUGAACCAAACUUGACUAACACAAAUGAAUACAAAUGUAAAUUGACGGUUAAAGAACAUUGACAAUGUCAACUUACCUUGUGAUAAAGUACGCCAAUAACUGAUAUUAUUAAGUUUUAUAGACAUGUUUUUUUAUUUCAUUUACUGAUAUAUAGAUUUCCAUGUCUCAGGAAUUAUUCAUGUACACAGAUAAAAGGAAAGAUCUCCUGAAAUUGUGUCUUACGUUGGUUUAUAUUAGUUUCAAGUUGUUAAAAAGAUAUUUCUAUGUGUAUUUAUUUUCCUGUUUUAAAUUUUUUUUUUACAUACGAAGGGACAUCAAUUGAUUUAUCUAAGGAGGAAGAAUUACAAAAAUGAAAUAAUUUCAUGUAUGCAACGUACAGGUGUAAGACAAAUGUAGACUAAACACAAUAAGAAUUUUGGUCAAAGAGAUGAGUGUUGUGAAAUUGGGACAUGCCAGACAUGAUAUUAUGCAAUGGAUAAGUUUUUUCCACUACUUCUGUAGGACAGACCAGUGCUUCCCAAACUGUGUUGCGUGACAGAGAAGUGUGUCCCUGCAGGGUGUAGGUGUACCCCUCGAAAGUAAGCCAUAAUGACAUGUCUACGCCAUCUUUAGUCAUCAAGGGAGAUUAUCAGAUAUAUGGAUUGUGCAAACUUAUUGUAUAUCCCCUCUUUUUCCUUUAAGAUGGCUACCAGUUGCCAGUUUAGCCUUUGAUGGCCAAAUUCAUUUAACUGUAAAGCCGACAUGGUUGUGUGAAUUUUGCAAUUCAAGCAUGACUUUGCCUUUUUGGAAAUAGAUUUUUCCCUUGUUUGGUUCCACAUUAUCUUAAAUUUCAUUUAGCAUCAGUGUCCCUGGUUUCUCUUGUAAUGCAAUGCGGGAUUAUUUCAAAAUGAUAUCUUAGCUGGCGAAAAGUCUGUUUUUAAAUGUUAUAAAUGCAAAGAUAAAGUUUCCAAACCUCGUUUAUAGGUAAAAAUUGUUUGAAAUCGGCGAUCACAUUUCUGGUCGCGCUAACAACCCUUGUCCCAAGUGUUACGUUUGCGGAGAUAUAUUUCCUACUCAGAGUAUCGUACCUAACAAAUGAAGCAAUAAUUUUGCUGUUUUACCCUGAAUUCAAGAAAGUAUUUAUUAAAAUUCCUUUGGCAGAUAACACAAUUAGAAGAUGCAUUCAAGACAUGUCUGAUCAAAUAAAAAGUUCAAAUGAAUGAAAUGUUUCAUUACUAUAAUAAUUUUUUGACAUUACAGUUAGACAAAUCCACAAAUGUCAGUGCCUUAACGCAAAUACUGGUUUGUAGACAUGCUAUUCACAGAAAAAGAGACAUUUUUUUUUUAAAUUUCGCAAAUAUUUUCUUAUUAGAAUUAAUGAAUAACAAUUCUCACAAUCUUCUAAAUGAAUUUUAUUAUCAAGCAAGUGAUUAAUCAUUUUUUUAAAAAAAGGAAAGUCUUUCAUGAGAUAUGUUUUGUCUCCGUACAUUUUGCUUUAAACUAAUAUGUUUGCGUACAUAUGUCUUCAAAUGGGUUGGUUUAAUCCCUGGGUAAAGCAGUGAAACUGACUCACUGUCAUGAAAUUAUGGAUGUCUAAACAGCGUGUCACCAACAUGAAAAGUUUGGAAAGCACUGGGAUUGGCUAUAGUUUUUAUAUGAAGACUCGUGAGUUGUACCAACUACAUCACGUUAUUUAAUAUAAUAUUUAAAGAUUUGGUUUACCUUGAUUGAGUUAUUCAUGUUCUUGUCUCUACAAUGAUCCUACUGUGUUGAGUUUAUUGUGGACCUAGGG
Messenger RNA from Lymnaea stagnalis (great pond snail), 5941 nucleotides. Lineage: Eukaryota; Metazoa; Mollusca; Gastropoda; Lymnaeidae. The record is from the annotation of a GenBank genome assembly.